Molecule: messenger RNA, 1431 nt
Organism: Pipistrellus nathusii (Nathusius's pipistrelle)
Lineage: Eukaryota; Metazoa; Chordata; Mammalia; Chiroptera; Vespertilionidae
Source: the annotation of a GenBank genome assembly
AUGGGCCGGACCGUGGUCGUGCUGGGCGGAGGCAUCAGCGGCUUGGCCGCCAGCUACCACCUGAGCCGCGCCCCCAAAGCCCCCAAGGUGGUGCUGGUGGAGGGCGGCGAGCGCCUGGGAGGCUGGAUCCGCUCCGUGCGAGGGCCCGGCGGCGCCGUCUUCGAACUCGGGCCCCGAGGAAUUCGGCCCGCGGGGGCGCGGGGAGCCCGGACUCUGCUUCUGGUGUCUGAACUGGGCUUGGCCUCAGAAGUGCUGCCUGUCCGCGGAGACCACCCGGCUGCCCGCCACCGGUUCCUGUACGCGGGCGGGGCCCUGCACGCGCUGCCCGCCGGCCUCAGGGGGCUGCUCCGCCCGUCGCCUCCCUUCUCCAAGCCUCUGCUUUGGGCCGGGCUGAGGGACCUGACCGCCCCGCAGAGCAGAGACCCUGACGAGACUGUGCACAGCUUUGCCGAGCGCCGCCUGGGACCGGAGGUGGCGGCUCUGGCCGCAGACAGUCUCUGCCGCGGAGUGUUUGCAGGCAGCAGCCGGGAGCUCAGCGUGCGGUCCUGCUUCCCCAGCCUCUUUCAAGCCGAGCAAGCCCAUCGCUCCGUGUUACUGGGGCUGCUGCUGGGGACAGGGCAGAGCUCACAGCCAGACUCGGCACUCAUUCGCCAGGCCCGAGCUGAACGCUGGAGCCAGUGGUCACUCCGAGGAGGGCUGGAGAUGCUGCCCCAGGCACUUACCACCCACCUGACCGAGAGGGGGGUCACUGUUCUCAGAGGCCACCCGGCCUGUGGGCUCAGCCUCCAGGCGGGACGCUGGAAGGUGUCUCUGGGGGAUAGCUGCCUGGAGGCCGACCACGUGAUUAGUGCUCUUCCAGCUUCAGUGCUCAGCAAGCUGCUCCCUGCCGAGGCCGCACCUUUGGCGCGCGUCCUGGGCACCAUCCGGGCUGUGUCUGUGGCCGUGGUGAACCUGCAGUACCAAGGAGCCCAGCUGCCAGUGCAGGGAUUUGGACAUCUGGUGCCAUCCUCAGAAGAUCCAGGCGUCCUGGGGAUUGUGUACGACUCAGUUGCCUUUCCCGAGCAGGACGGGAGCCCCCCUGGCCUCAGAGUGACUGUGAUGCUGGGAGGUUCCUGGUUACAGGCGCUGGAGGCCAGGGGCUGUGCCUUUUCUCAGGAGCUGUUCCAGCAGCAGGCACAGGAAGCAGCUGCCACACAGUUAGGACUGAAAGAGCCCCCGAGUCACUGUCUGGUCCAUCUGCACAGGCACUGCAUCCCCCAGUACACACUCGGCCACUGGAGGAAACUGGAGUCAGCUGCCCACUUCCUGGCUGUUCACAGGCUGCCCCUGACCCUGGCUGGAGCCUCCUAUGACGGAGUGGCUGUCAAUGACUGUAUAGAGAGUGGGCGCCAGGCAGCAGCCCGGUCCCUGGGCUUAGAACUUGACCCAUGA